This is a messenger RNA of Linnemannia hyalina, 978 nucleotides long. Lineage: Eukaryota; Fungi; Mortierellomycota; Mortierellomycetes; Mortierellales; Mortierellaceae. The record is from the annotation of a GenBank genome assembly.
AUGUCCACCAUCCAGUCCGCAAUGUCGCACAUCCUGCCCUCCUCCCACACCAAGAGGAUCGCCAUCACCAACGUCGACUCAUGGCUCGGCAGCUGCAUUGCCGUCCAUCUGGCCGAGAAGCUCGAGAAGAAGAGCUCCAAGGUUCAGAUCGUCGCCCUGGCCUGCAAGGACAACACCCACGCCGACUUCGACAAGCUUAAGAAGUUCAAGAAUGUCCACAUCCACAAGGUCGACUACAACGACGAAAAGUCGCUCGAGAAGGCUAUCUCCGGUGUCAGCUGCUCCAUCCUGAUCCCUGAGAUGACCGAACACCGUGUCAAGCACGCCAAAAACUUCCUCUCUGCCAUGAAGAAGGAGAAGGUCAAGGAAUGCUUGCUUCUGUCGGUUGCUGGUGCCGAGAGCAAGGAUCACAACCUGAAGGAGAUCGUGACCUUCCACGAGAUCGAGCAGAUGGUCGAGGAGCACUGCUCCUGCUACCUGGUCCUCCGCAAGAGCAUCUUCAACCAGUGCUUCUUCCUCUGGAGUCCCACUGUCCAGGAGAAGGGAGUCGACCGACGACGACCACUCCACAAGAACAAGAAGUACACCCUCACCGGCCCCGACAAGAUCACCGCCCAGGGUCUCGUCCAAGCCAUGAACGAGGAGACUGGCCAGCGUGUCCAGUUCAAGCAGGUCUCUCGCGAGGAACUCAAGAAGUACCUCGAGUCGCUCAAGAAGCGUGAGGACUGGUCUGAGCAGCUCAACGUCGAUAGGUGUCACGAGAUCGCCUCCCCCGAGUCCUUUGUUGCCGGAGGUGACCACCACCACAUGGCCCCCAACGAGUCGAUGAUCAACCUGUUGUUGGACGAGCUCGAGCUUAUCAAGAAAGGCGAGGCCGGCUUUUUCUCAGGCGAUCUGGAGAAGAUCCUCGGUCACCAGGGUAAGUCUGUUAAGGACUUUUUGCACAAGUACAAGGAUGAGUUCCGUCGUCAGCACUAG